Emiliania huxleyi CCMP1516 is the source of this 918-nucleotide messenger RNA. RefSeq lists its product as hypothetical. Gene Ontology annotation, molecular function: ubiquitin conjugating enzyme binding; ubiquitin protein ligase activity. Lineage: Eukaryota; Haptophyta; Isochrysidales; Noelaerhabdaceae. The transcript has 5 exons. The coding region runs from base 1 to 768 and encodes 255 amino acids. The record is from RefSeq and is a predicted model, not a curated record. Gene Ontology annotation, biological process: positive regulation of proteasomal ubiquitin-dependent protein catabolic process; protein polyubiquitination; ubiquitin-dependent protein catabolic process. Gene Ontology annotation, cellular component: ubiquitin ligase complex; cytoplasm.
AUGACGUCCACACAGGCGUGCCCACACUGCUUCGCGCUCGUGCAAAAGUCGACUGGCUGCAACCACAUCACGUGCUCGUGCAAGGGCGGGCGGCUCUUAGAGGGAUCUCUCUUGCUCUCUGUAUGCAAGACACACACGCGCUCUCGCGAGUUCUGCUACAUCUGCGGCGUCGCGUACCCGCUGCCUCGCGGCCACCCCAACCACGACCGCGCCGAGGGGCCGACCCUCAACCCGCAGGGCGUGCCGGUACCCGACCGCCUGCUCCUCGGCGAAGGCGGCGCGGAGGCGAGCGCCGUGGGCAUCGUGACCUUCUCCACGACCGACCCGCUGCCGCGCACCACAGAGGAGGCACGCGCACGCCUCUCGGAGCUGCAGACGCUGCGCUGCCCGCGCUGCGACCGCGGCGUCCACAUGGAGCGCUCCUUCGACGCGUGCUUCGCUCUGCGCUGCCCCAGCUGCCCGGCAGCGACCAUAACGCAGGCCCACUUUUGCGCGUGGUGCCUCCGCCCUGCGGCGCCAGGCGAGGAUCUGCACAGCCACGUCCUCGACUGCACGGAGGCGCCCGCCGAUAUGCGCGGCAGCGCUCUCUACCUGCACGACUCGAACGGCGGCCCGCAUGUUCCUCCCCACCCGCACACGAAGUUUAUGGCACACUGGCGGAGCGCGAAUCGCCGCCGCGCGAUGCGUCUCAUCGGGAGCCUGCCGGAGGAUGGUUCCAUCGACAAGCCGCUGCUGGUGCGCGAGCUGGACUCGCACCUCUGCGACUAGCACUCUCGGGUGUGCUCCCUACCUACCUACCUGCCUGGAAACUUGCUUGGCUGGCUCAAGCCAGAGUAAUGAAACCCAAGGGGUAGUCUGUCAGUCUGCAGUCAGACACCUUCUCAAUGCGUUAGACCGUACUAGAAUAUUUGUCAGCGA